UUACGCAACCGAUAGUUUCAACCAUAGAGUCACAAACAAGUUUUAAAAAGAAAUCGAUUAAAUUUAAUCCAGCUCCUGAACCAGCGAAAAAACCGAAGACAGUUCCAAAAAAUAGUGCGACCCCAAAUGUCUUGACCACCGGACCUAGUGCAGACGCGUUACUCACUUCCAACCAGAACUUAGACACCGGUUUGAAAAGUUUCCAGUGCAGCAUGUGCGGCUAUACCACAGGACACAAAGGAACAGUUAAGAGGCACAUCGAAUUGAAACAUCUCCCCAAAACAGCAAAUGCUUUGAAAUGUCAAAUGUGUGAGUAUGCGACGAAUCUGAGAUUCAAUAUGAAAAGUCACUACAUAAAAAAGCAUUCGGUGCCUGAACAAGCUGCAGCAACGAUGGUAAAAUCUGCACCUAAGCGUCAAAUGCAAUCAAACUCGCUCGUGCCUCCAAGGAAAUCUAAAAUGGUAGAACCAAUUCAAGCGUGUGGUAAUGUAAUCUCAACAAAAGUUAGUCCAGAAGCUCUUGUCAACGUCACCCAGAACUUGACAACUGGAGAGAAAAAUUUUCAGUGUAGCUUGUGUGGUUAUGUAUCGAAUCAGAAAAGUGCCGUGAAGAGACACAUUGAACUAAAACAUCUUCCCAAAACUGUUGUUUUCAAUUGUCAAUUAUGUGAGUAUACUGCCAGUUUGAGGUUUCAUUUGAAAUCUCACUACACUGGCAAGCAUAAUUUACCUGCACAAGCUGCAAAGGCAAUGCUUGCCACUGACUAAAUCAUCUCAGUCGUGAUUUCAAACAGAGUAGAUUUCUUUACCUAUACAGUGGUUUUGUGUUCGUUUAUA
Messenger RNA from Symsagittifera roscoffensis, 836 nucleotides. RefSeq names its product RE1-silencing transcription factor-like. The record is from RefSeq and is a predicted model, not a curated record. The transcript is spliced from 2 exons. Gene Ontology annotation, cellular component: nucleus. Gene Ontology annotation, biological process: positive regulation of transcription by RNA polymerase II. The coding region runs from base 213 to 767 and encodes 184 amino acids. NCBI's taxonomy places the organism in Eukaryota, Metazoa, Xenacoelomorpha, Acoela, Convolutidae.